ACUUAAUUAAUAAUGUGAGUUCUCUUUUUUGAGUACUUCUAGUAAAUAUACAAGUAUCUCCUCGAGAUCUUUCUAAAUCAUGAUUAUCUUCUAGGAAAUAUGCAUUGCAUCCCUCUAGUUAUUAAUAACUAGACUUGUGAUUGGCUGCUGCUUUUAAUGGACAUCUGUUUCUUCAAUUCCAUCUACUAAACUCGCAGAUUCAUUUCAUUGGCAUUUUCCAAGCAUCUUCCAGGGAAUUUCCAGCUAUAAUUUGAACAAGUUCUCUCCUCUUCCACGUAGUCGGCUACAAUUUUUAUCAUCUAACAGAAUUAGCCUUGCAAUUGAAUUGAUUUGCUGCUACAUCUAAUUCUCUUGGCCUAGCUGAUUUGGUUAUCAUUAUCCAUUUUCUGCAAUUUCUUGGGUGAAACAUACAGAAAGGCUAUUUUAUCCAAUGGAGGUCUUAUCUCGUGUUGGAGAUUCUUGUUUAUCUGCUAUAUUUGACUUGCUAUCCGAAAAGUUAAAGGAAUAUCUAAGUAAUCAACUAUGGGAUUCAAAGGAGGAAAUACAUGCCCAUAUGGAAAGCUGGAUGACUCUAUUACCCAAAAUUACUGCUCUACUUCAACAUGCAGAAGAAAAUCAAGUUGCCAACAAGUUUGUGAAGUCAUAUCUUGAUGAUCUUAGGGACUUGGCUUAUGAUAUGGAGGACAUACUCGAAGAGUUUGUGAUUGAUGCCAAGGAAUCUAAAGUCGGACCUAGCAAGCGACAAAGAAUCAUCUCCGGUGUCAAAAAUUUUUUUAGCUCUAAUAAGGCUAAGCCCAAUCAAGAGAUUAAUUCCAUGGUGAUGGACUUGAGUAGUAGAUCGCAGAAAAUUGAAUAUGGGAUGCGUAGUUUGGGCCUGACUAAUUUGGCUUUGAAACUUGAAGAUAGGUCUCACAAAGUAGCUGCAAAAAGACUACCUGAGUCUUCUCUUCUUGAAGAUAAGGUGUGGGGUCGAGAUAGAGAAAAAGAUGCUAUUCUUCAGAGGUUGCUAAAAGAUGGAGGUAGUCUUGAACAAGACUUUGUUAUUCCCAUUGUCGGAAUGGGUGGACUAGGCAAGACAACUCUUGCUCGGCUCAUUUACAAUGAUGAAAAACUAAAAGGCAAGUUUGACUUGAAGGCAUGGGUUUGUGUUUCUGAUGAGUUUGAUGUUGCUCAAAUAACAAGAACCAUUUUUGAACAUGUAACUGGGAAAAGUUGUGACUCUGAUUUUGGUUUGCUUCAAGAGAAAUUGAGAGGGGAGUUGUCUGGGCACAAGUUUCUUCUUGUAUUAGAUGACGUUUGGAAUAAGGAAUAUGGCCAGUGGGAUGUCUUGAAGAGACCUUUCAUGUCAGGAGCUCUUGGAAGUAAAAUAAUUGUCACAACUCGAAAUAAGGAUGUUGGGAUGAUGAUGAGAGGAGAUGAUGGAGUUUACAAUUUAGCAUUGCUACAAGAUGAUGCUUGUUUGCCAUUAUUUACACGACAUGCAUUGGGGAAAGAGAACUUUGAUGCACACCCAAACCUACAAGAUGUUGGUGAGAAGCUUGUUAAGAGGUGUAAAAGAUUGCCAUUAGCACUGAAGACCCUUGGUGGUGCCUUGCGGGUAAAGCUAGGUCGUGAUGAGUGGGAAAUUGUAUUAAACAGCGACAUAUGGAGUUCAUCUGAAGAUAAAAUUCUUCCUGCGCUGAGAUUGAGCUACAAUCAUCUUCCUUCUCACUUGAAGCGAUGCUUUGCUUAUUGUGCUUUGUUCCCUCAAGACUAUGAAUUUAAAGAAAAGGAGUUGGUUUUAUUAUGGAUGGCGGAGGGCUUAUUGCAGCAACAGUCACAUGGAAAGAAGCAAAUGGAAGAGGAGAUCGGCCAUCAAUAUUUCCAUGAGUUGUUCUUAAGAUCACUCUUUCAGCAAUCAAGUACAAAUAAAUCAUGGUUUGUGAUGCAUGACCUCAUAAAUGAUUUAGCUGUACAUGUUGCUGGAAAAAUAUUUUGCAAUCUUGAACGUAGCAUGGGUGAUGAAAAAUUAGAGAAAGCUCGUCAUUUGUCAUUCACUCCACAUGAGUAUGAAAUUUCAGAGAGAUUCACAAUCUUAGAUAAAUUGAAGCAUUUGAGAACAUUCUUGCCACUUCUUGGUGACAAAACUUGCUUGUAUUUGUCUAAAAGAAUCUUGCAUGAGUUCCUACCAACAUUAAAUCGCUUAAGAGUGCUAUCUCUUCACCACUAUAAGAUAAGAGAGCUACCAGAAUCUUUUCAAAAUUUGAAACAUAUUCGGUACAUUGAUUUUUCUUAUACAAGUAUCAAAUGUAUACCUGAAUCAGUGGGUUCUCUUCUCUUCUUACAAACAAUGCUAUUAUGUGGUUGUGGUGGGCUUAGUAAGUUGCCUAUGACAAUUGGAAAUCUAAUUGAUCUCCAUCAUCUUGAUAUCACUGAUACAUCAUCUUUAAAAGAGAUGCCAUCAGGAAUAGGCAAUCUUAAAAAUCUUGUAACAUUGUCCAAAUUUAUUGUGGGGAAGACAAGUGGAAUGAUGACAAGAUUAUCUGAUUUGAAGAACUUGUCGCAACUUCAAGGAAGACUAUCUAUUGAAGAUUUGCAGAAUGUUUUGGCUAUUCAAGAUGCUAGGGAGGCCAACCUAGACAAGAUCCAUGGUUUGGAGAAGUUAGUCUUGAAGUGGACUACUUCUAAUAAUGAUCUGGAGCGGACUACUUCUAAUUCUGAUUUGGAGCAGACUACUUCCAAUAAUGAUCUGGAACAGACUACUUCUGAUAAUGAUCGAGAUGAAUUAGUCCUUAAAAUGCAAGUCCUUAGCUGUCUAAAACCUCAUUCAAAUUUAAAAAGUCUCAAAAUUUCUUGCUAUGGUGGUGAGAAUUUCCCUCCCUGGGUUUGUGAUCCAUCACUAUUUCUUAAUUUAUCAUCUAUGAAGCUCAACCAUUGUGAGAGAUGCACUUUGUUACCAUCACUUGGCCUACUAACUGUUCUAAAAGAAUUAAUUAUUGAAGGCAUGGAUUCAAUAGAAGCUAUAGGUUCUGAGUUUUAUGGGCGGCAUGGCUCUUUUCCAUCACUGGCUGAAUUGGUGUUUAGAAACAUGCCAAAGUGGAAGGAAUGGACUUCUUCAGCUGAAAGUGCAGGUGAAUUCCCUUGUCUUCAUAGGCUUGUGAUUGAAAAUUGUCCUAAGUUGUUAGGACAAUUACCCAGCAACCUUUCUUCACUUAAAGAGAAGUUCAAGAAGAAAUCUGAGAUGAAUCAAGAUGCAUGUAAAAAAAAGCUUGAAUAUAGUUUGCUCAAGGCAGUGGCGUUUAUUUAUGGACUUUGACCACUACACCUGUGAACUGUAGUGCAAAAUUAAACCUUUUUGGCAUUAGAUCAACAGCUGAAUAUCUACCAACUUAAUGUGUUCACCACUUAAUUCACUUUCCUGUAGGUGGUCUUUUUCUGAAUUUCAUUAGGCUAUUGUUUAGUUUCUAUUAUGUUUGUAAUUCAUCUCUUGAUGAAUAUUGAUUAAAAUUUAUCUUGGUGUUCAUUUGAUAUAUUGGACUGAAAAUGUUGGCUUUACUCUGAUUCUAGUUUAUGCUUAAUUUGCUUAUUUCUUAUUUACAAAUUUAUCAUGAAUUGAUGCUAGAGGUCUGUGACGAGACAGAUAUAUUGCUGAGCUGAAAAUGAAGGUUGAUUCUUUUA
This is a messenger RNA of Rubroshorea leprosula, 3657 nucleotides long. The record is from the annotation of a GenBank genome assembly. Lineage: Eukaryota; Viridiplantae; Streptophyta; Magnoliopsida; Malvales; Dipterocarpaceae.